GCGACCGCAGCGGCGAUUUUCAAAUUCCAGAUCUCGCCGGCGAAGUAGGGCGGCCGCCGCCGACCGGCGCGGCGUGCGGGACGGCGUCGGCUCCUGGGCGUCUCUCGGCGGGAGGCUGGGGCAAGUUCUGGGCGAAGGGCGGCCCCCUUGCGGCGGAGGAGCGGGACGCGGGGAUGGACUCGGCUUCGGGGUCCGAGGAGGAGCCUUCCUCGGACGGCGCGCCUCCUCGUCGACCCUCUGCCCGGGCAACCUUGGGUGGCUUCCUGGAGCGGGCUCUCGACGGCGUGGGCGGCGCUGGCCGUCGGGGUCAACGGCGGCGGCGGGCGGCUUUUGCGCCUGGUGGUAGGCGUUCACGAUUUGGGAAUCGUGAGCCCCUCCCGCGGGAGCGGGGCGCCUCGCGCGGGGCUGGUGCACGGAGAUGCGGCGGCGCGCUCCAGGCCUGGGGAUCCACUCCGAGCGCUGAGGUCGUCCGGCCCCCGACGCCGGACGGCGGGGAGAAGGGUGCGACGCGGCGGGGGUCGCCGGAGGCACCGACGUCCCCAGCCUCUGGUUCUCGCUCGUGGGCCCCGGCCUCGGAAGGUGCUGGUCCUGGGCCUUGGUGUGCUCCUGGGCCGGAUGGGCUGGACCAGCCUUUUCUUCUGUUGGGCCCGCCCCUUGGCGGUGGGGACAGAGAAGGAGGGGCUUCUUCCUCUGUUGGGCUGCGGGCGGCCUCGGUGGAACUGGCGGACCUGGCCCAAGCCCAGCUCCGACGCUGGCUCUGGAUCCCUAAAGGAUGCAGAGACCCCGAUCUAGGGUUCCCUGCGAGACCUGAAGAGCGAGUGCGGCGCGGCACCACUCUCCCCUUCCGCACUCUUGUCCGAAUUCCAGCUCCUUCCCCUCUCACUCGAUCCUUUGCGGAGGUGGUGGCGAUGGCGGGCGGGGGCAACGGAGGAGGUGGCGGCAGCGGAGGCUACGGUGGUGCGGGCGGCGAUGGCCGGAAGAGGCGCUUCGACGAUCACGGCGGCGGGGACUCCCGCUCCGACAACCAGGGCCGUGGUUCCGGUGGCAACGGCGGGCGGCACGGCAACAGCUACUCGGGCGGCGCCAACGACGGCUACGGGGGCGGCCGCUCUGACGGUGGCGGGCGCUCCGAGGGUGGAGGGCGCGCGGAUGGCGGCGGCCGCGCCGACUUCUACGGUGGGCGCGAUGACGGUGGCGGGCGCCUCGACAACGACGGCUAUGGCAGGGGCCGGCAAGGUCAGGGGGGCGGCCGCUACUAUGACGGCAACGGGCAGGAGGGCCCCUACAACAACAACAAUGGCCGCUGGGAGGGCGGCCGGCAAGGUGAGGACCGGCGGGGCCUGCAGCAGGAGGGGCAGCGGGGCCGCGGGCAGCAGGGGCCGGCGCGUGGCGGCGGUGCCCAACACGGCAAGCCCAAGGGUGGUGUGCAGGGAGCACCCCCCCAGCCGAAGGCCAAGGGAAAGGCCAAGGCUGCCGGCGGGUCGGCGACAGUCGCGGUUGGCGGCGAAUGCUUUCGCUGUGGGCAGGAGGGCCAUUUCCAGGCGGACUGCGUCAAUGACCCGGUCUGCAUCCUCUGCAGCAAGACCGGCCAUGUCUCGGCGGGCUGUCCCACGCGUGGUCGGCCGAUGCUGCUGCAGUCCUAUGGUCACGCCAUCACGGGUGGUGGUUUCUUCAACAUUGAGGUGGAGCCGCUCCAAGCUCCGGCGGAGGACGUGCAGUUUGAGGCGGUGAUCCAUUUCACCUCCGCACCUCUCACGGCGCUGCAGCUGUCGGACGAGCUCAAGAGCCUCCUCGACGACCUUUGGGACUGGCAGGUGACGAAGGUGUCUGAUUUGGAGUUCUGCGUCAGGUUUCCGUCGAGGGAGACACUACGGAUGAGCACCAGGCGCGGCAAGAUUUACCUGCCUCUGAGCAAGUGCGAUGUGGACAUCCGUGAGGCGUUCGUGUCCCCCCGACCGGGUCCGUCCUUCCCAUCUGUUUGGGUACAGAUCACUGGACUGCCUGGGAGCCUGAUGGUCAAGGACCGACUCAUGGCGGCAAUGACGAUGGUCGGGCGUCCGAUGGAGGUGGAUGAGCUGUCCAUCAAGAAGUGGAAGACGGAGCCCGUGAGGAUGCGAUUCCAGUGCAGGUACCCGGAGAGGGUGAAGGGGACUGUGCAGCUUUGUGUCAAUGGCGAGCCGUUUACGGUGGGAAUACAUGCGGAGCUGGGGGCGAGGGGUGCGGGUGGCUCGGGUGGCCCACCCCGCCCGCCGGCUCCGAGAGACGACGACGACGGGGAUGAUCUGGAGUCCGAGGAGAGGAGCACUGAUGGUGAGGCAUGGAACAGGCACCGCAGGCGCGGAAAUGACAAGGACAAGGAGAAGGCCAAGGGCACCGACAAGCAAGGUGGUGGCCCGGGUUCUGCCCAGCUGGCCGGGUUUGGGGGCUCGAGGAGUGCUCCACAGCUGGGGAGGGUGGCGGAUCAAUAUGGAUCCAACAUCAAGACCUUCCCAAGGUUGGCCGGCUUGGGACGCUUUGCCAUCCUUGCGGAGGUGGAGGACGUGGUUGACGUGGACGGCCCGGGGAAGGAGGGUGGAGGGCUGCCCCCUACCCAGCCGGACAUGGUCCUGGAGGAGGGGUCGCUGGCCUCCGGGGAGACGGUGUCCCAGGUCACGGACACGGUCGGUCCUGGGCUGGGGAGCAGCCCCUCGCUUCUGCCGGCGAGCCCGACCUGGACUUCCUCGGUGAUGGAGGUGGACACGCCGGCUGCCACGGCUGUGGAGACAGGAGCGGCGGCGGGGCAGGGCUCGGGGCCUGCGCUCGACCUACAUGGCGAGGUGACGGCGGCGGUCUCCCUGGUGCAGGGCAAGCGGACCAAGGUGGUACCGGUCUCGGUGAAGGGGCCGGUCAAGGCGACCAAGAAGGCGGCGGUGCCGCCGACGCCGGUGCGGAAGAGCUCGAGGACGGCGGGCGCAGCGGCGAUCUCCAUGAUGAAGAAGGCGCAGAACAUGACGGCGACGAAGAACCUGGAGCUUCCGCCGGUGACAGUCCUGGAGGGUUCUGGUCAGACAGAGGGACCGGGCGAUGCUGGACGCGGCGGUGGACGACGUCAGGAGGCUCUACGCGCGACUACGGGCUGAGUAGCGGAGGACCCAGGCGGCGACUUGACCAAGAUCUUGCUUCAGCUUCUAUCUACUUUGGUUGAGCCCGCUGAGCUGUGCCGUUCGGCUUUGUAUCGUGUGGGUUGUUUGCCUUCUAGACCUGGGAGGGUCGUACUUGUGACGCCUUGGGCGUGUGGGCGUGUGUGCGUGUAUGGUCUGUAUAACUUUAACUUGCAUGUACCGUUGCCAGGAGGGCUUUAUUUAUAAAGCCGGGCCGUGAGGCCUUCUGUUUAAAA
Molecule: messenger RNA, 3376 nt
Organism: Lolium perenne
Lineage: Eukaryota; Viridiplantae; Streptophyta; Magnoliopsida; Poales; Poaceae
Molecular function (GO): nucleic acid binding; zinc ion binding
Source: RefSeq, a predicted model, not a curated record